Messenger RNA from Diplodia corticola, 867 nucleotides. RefSeq names its product rrna-processing protein utp23. Gene Ontology annotation, molecular function: small ribosomal subunit rRNA binding. Bases 1 to 867 code for a protein of 288 amino acids. The transcript has 2 exons. NCBI's taxonomy places the organism in Eukaryota, Fungi, Ascomycota, Dothideomycetes, Botryosphaeriales, Botryosphaeriaceae. The record is from RefSeq and is a predicted model, not a curated record. Gene Ontology annotation, cellular component: small-subunit processome; nucleolus.
AUGCGCGGCAAGCGGGCGAAGCAGUACCGCAAGCUGAUGCAUCAGUAUGCCCUCACCUUCGGCUUCCGCGAACCCUACCAAGUCCUGGUCGAUUCCGAGAUCGUCCUCGACUCGACGCGCAUGAAGAUGGACCUCGCCAGCUACCUUGAGCGCACCCUCCAAGGCAAGGUCAAGCCGAUGAUCACGCAGUGCUCGAUGCGCCACCUCUACGCCUCCAAGGACCAGGUCGCCAUCGGCCAUGCCCAGGCCUUCGAGCGCCGCCGCUGCAACCACCACACGCUCGAUGAGCCGCUCUCCACGCUCGACUGCGUCAAAUCCGUCCUCGACCCCAAGGACUCCAAGACCAACAAGCACCGCUACGUCGUCGCCAGCCAGGAGCAGCCGCUGCGCUCCUACCUGCGCAAGAUCCCCGGCGUGCCUCUGAUCUACAUCAACCGGAGUGUCAUGAUCAUGGAACCCAUGGCCGGCGCCACCGAAGACGUGCGCGACAGGACGGAGACGGAGAAGUUCAGAGCGGGCUUGAAGACGCGGCCCACCGCUGCCACUGCUGCCCCGCCGAAGAGGAAGCGGGGUGAGGACGAAGACGGGAGCGACGAAGAUACGGACAUGGAGGAUGCGCCUGCGCAGCCCGAGCCGAAGAAGAAGAAGAAGAGGACGGGACCCAAGGCACCGAAUCCAUUGAGCGCCAAGAAGCCCAAGAAGAGAUCGGAACCACAGGCGCAGAAAAAGUCAGACAACGUUGACAAGCCGGCCGGUGAGGGGACAACGUCCGAGGAGCAGGCCAAGCGGAAGAGAAAGCGGAAGAACAAGGCCAAGGCGGACGGAGAGGCACCGGAGCAAGCGGAACAAGUCGCGCAAGAGGCAUGA